GCGCCAACUGUAAGGAUGUUGCUAGCAGCCAGUGUAGAUGCACAGCCUUUUCACAACAAUAACAUCAACCAAAUUUGCAUUUCCACAUACUUGAUUUGAGGAUUAUACAUUCCGGACGCUGUCGGAAACCAGGUUUUGGGCCGUACUACAUCUAGUUUUCUCCUGGAUUGUUUGGUUACAUUUUGUUUUGACAAUGGGAGCGGAGGGCUUUGCAGAUUUACAGCGCUCCUUUUUGCAGGAGCAGAAACAAGAAUCAUGGCUGGCCAGCUAGGCCGCAGAUGGAUUGUGUAGCUAAGAGCAGUAGUCUACUGAUAGAAAAUUCUGUAUGUUUUCGUGGCACUUACACAUAAAAAGUGGUGCUAAGGAAUCAGUAUUUUAACUACAUAGUUAGACGUCAUUUUUGUUACCUUUUUAUGGCCAACCACGGCAGCUAGUGAGACCGCUAGCUUCACAACCUUGACUGGUUGACGUUUGCCUAGCUAGCUCCUUUGGGCAGCUAACGAUAGCUAACGUCGAUUUACCAGACAUCCUCUGACCGAAAACAUUCGGGAAGUAAUCUCUUACAGGAUUUAUCGUGGUUAUUGUGAGCACCGAGGCACUUGGUUCGCAAAUUCCUUUUGCAAAGUCUGUUUCUGGAUGAAUGUGGGACAAAAUGGAGACCCCAACGAUUGUGUACGAUUUGGAUACCUCUGGGGGCUUAAUGGAGCAAAUUCAAACACUGCUGGCGCCCCCGAAGUCAGAAGAGGUAGAGAAACGGAGUCGGAAACUGGUGAGGGACGUCCGGAGGAGCGGCAGGGCGACUAACCACGACACCUGUGAUAGUUGCAGGGAAGGGGGAGACUUGCUGUGCUGUGACCACUGUCCUGCAGCUUUCCAUCUCCAGUGCUGCAACCCACCUCUGAGUGAAGAAAUGCUUCCUCCAGGGGAAUGGAUGUGUCAUCGCUGCAAUGUUCGAAAGAAGAAAAGAGAACAGAAGUCUGAACAGACCAACGGCCUGCCAGAGAAAUCCUCCUCCAAGCGCUCUGCUUCUCCAUCCGUGGAGCUGGAGCUCAACGCUGGCCCGCUGCGGCUUGACGGUCUUCCUCCGGGGGCCGGAGCUGCAGGCCCUGGUCUACGAGUGGCCCAGGUCCGACUGUUGGACCGCAGAACCAGCAGCAGGCCAAGCAGCCGACCUGGGACUCCAAAUUCCAACACUUCAUCCACCCCAACCCCCUCAGAGGAGCAGAACGAUGGAGAGGAGGAGGCAGCAGAGCCUGAGGAUGAAGUUCAGGGUGCAGAGCUCGAGGGUUCUACAGUUCCUGUUCCGACACCGCGACUCCUCAAGAGGCCCUUUCAGCUCCUAAUAGCGGCUGCUAUGGAGAGAAACCCCACUCAGUUUCAGCUGCCGAGUGAGCUCACGUGCACCACUGCACUACCAGGCAGCAGUAAACGGAGGAAAAAAGAAGAGCUGCUUGGAAAGCCCUUCAGGAGGCCUCAGCAUGAACUGGAUCCCAAUGGUCUAGUCCCUUUGCCAGUCAAAAUCUGCUUUUCAUGCAACAGGAGUUGCAGGUUGGCUCCGCUGAUCCAGUGCGAUUACUGUCCCCUCCUGUUCCACAUGGACUGUCUGGACCCUCCACUCACAGCUUUACCUGCCGGCAAAUGGAUGUGUCCAAACCAUGUCGAGCACUUAGUACUGAAUCAGAGGAGCCUCAGCUUGUCCAGCCGCUGUCAGCUCUUCGAUCAGUUCCAGGACAGGAUGUCCCAGCACGCAGUUAAGUUGGACUUCCUGCGUAGAGUACAUCGACAGAAUGCUCCCAACCGACGCACCACUCACCAGCGCAACAAGAAAACCAUCAAGGUGCCAGAUGCCAUCAAGUCCCAGUACCAGAAUCCUCCACCCAUGCUGCUUCCUGCAGGGGUGCGCCAGCUGGAGCUGGUUUGUAGUGGCAUUCCUGACCAUCAGCCCACAAAGCAUUUCACCACAGAGGCUGAGCAGCAGGAGUGGCUUCAGGAUGUCAUCGCUCUCCAGUGCAGUAUCAUGCGACACCUAUCCAUCAAACAGAAGGCCUCAUCAACAGAGUGGCACUUUGAGCAGAAAGCAAAUACACAAUCACGUGGAACAUCAGAGGACAUGAAAACUCAGGCCUCAUUAGAAAGGACUUCUUCCCCUGACCCCUGCUCUAAAGCUUGCAGUACACCCAGUGACUCCCAGGGGGCCUCUCUUUCCAAGGACAGCCCAUCAGGGCUAGUUCUUUGCAAAUGCACCGUGACACCAUGUCAGAACUGUAGGAAACCUAAUGGGCCUCUGGAAUUGGUUCAGCCUCCCAGAGCCAAUGGACCUGUAGACUGUAACAGUGCCUCAGAUUCCUGCAGGGAGGCUGAGCUGCAGAACAGACUGAAGCCUGGGAAAACGCCAUCAGACUCAGCUUCUGCCUCUGGACUGGUGAACCACAUAGGAACAGAAAUGGUUAAGAAGGAACCCGAGAGCACUGUAAAUGCAUGUGCUCAAAAGAACUGCCCCACUGCCCCCACGAUAUGGCCCCACAGUGGCCAACAGAACCACAGGAGCCAGACAGAGCCCCAGGAGGAGUGUAUGAGCACCGAUGAAAAGCCCUCCUUCUCAAUCACCAGCAGUUCCUUCACAGAUGCACCAUCUAGAGGCAGCCAGGAGCACGACACAGUAAAGUUUGGAUCAGCACCUACUCCAGACAUAAAGGCUGCUCCUGCACUGAUGGACUCACUGCUGCCCAACACACUGUCCUCCAUCACCAACCUGUCCAGCUGCAUGAAGGAUGGAAAAGAGGAGGAUGGGGGGAUCGAGCUGGACAAACUGGAUUCAGAGAUGAUCAAGCUCUUGGCCUAUCAGAGGAUCCAGCAGCUCUUUGCUCCCAAAGUGCCCAGCACUCAACCUCCCCCCACCACCAGCACUACCCCAAAAACCUCAGCACCCCACCCAAACAGUCAGAAAAAGGUGCAAGCCAGAGCGGUCUUUUACCCUCUGACAGGAAAAGGAGGAGCUGUCAGCAUGUGCUAUAGGACGUUACACAUAGGAUCAGGUGCUGACAUGGAUGUGUGCCUUACAAACUACGGUCACUGCAACUACAUAUCGGGGAAACAUGCCUGUAUUUUCUAUGAUGAGAAUACCAAGCAUUAUGAGCUUCUGAACUAUAGCGAGCAUGGCACCACAGUGGAUAAUGUCCUGUACUCAUGCGAUUUCUCUGAGAAGACCUCACCAUGUCCACCCAGUGGCCUGGUAGCCAAAGUCCAAGGAAUCAUUCGUCGCAGUAAGAAACGGGAAGAGGACGAAGGAGCCAACUCCAUGGUGGGGUUGUUGCCAGUAGGUGGAGUGAUGAGUAGCCAAUGUCAGGGUGGUGCUGAGCCGUCUUGUAGCUGCAAAGCGAGUAGCUCCAGUCUAAUUGGAGGCAGCGGGGCGGGCUGGGAGGGCACGGCCCUGCUCCACCAUGGCAGCUACAUCAAACUGGGCUGCCUCCAAUUUGUCUUUAGCAUCACUGAGUUUGCCAGUAAGCAGCCCAAAGAGGAGCAGGCCACUACACCUGCUGCCAGUUGCACAAGCACCAACACCAGCAGCAGCAGUGUCAUCAGCACCACCACCGCUAACACCUCCACACCACCACCACCACCCAGCACUGCCACAACGAGCGGCUUUUCCAACCAGGAUGAGGCUGACUCUGAGACUGUACCUCCCCACCAAGUGCCCGUACUGCGUUCUAACUCUGUUCCAUAAUCCGCACAGGAAGCCCCGCCCUCCCUCUUAUUUUGCACCUUCUGUGUCACGAUGAAGGGAAAGCUGCACAGCUGGUUGGUCAACAGGGAAAAGUUCUUUUUUGUUUGUUUGUUUUAAUGGUUUAUAUCUUUGCAUGAACUUGAAGUAUUAUUGACAAUCUUUUUUUUUUUCUUUUAAAUGACUGACGUAACCUUGUGUUCACUUCAGACCGUUAGGACUUUGAGCAAACAUUACUUACUUGCGCUCAAUCUUUUUUUUUGCCAGUAUAUUAGUUAUGUAUGGUGUAACCUUUUUGUCAGUCAGCCCAUUUAGCACAAACAUUUUUUGUUGUUUUCCUUUGUAGUAUUGAAUUCCAUACAUUCUAAUUUCUUUUGCUGCUUUUGCACCACAGGUAGCUAUAUAUGUAUGAAAACAUACAUGCUUAUACACUAUAACAUGUAUAUAUAAUGUAAAUACAUUUUAAUUCAGUGCCUCUCGAUUGGAGAAACAUUGGAUUUCAUGUAGAUUUGCCAUUUUUUGGUUUUUAACUGUACAGCUCAUUGAAUUUGUGAUACUGUGUAGAGUACCAGACGUUUUGUGAUAAAACUUGUUCUUAGUCUGUACUUUCCGCUGUAGUCCAUCUGUAAAUACCGUAUAGUUUUAGCACUCAUUUUAACAUCUUGUGCUGCUGUGUAUAUAAGCACUCUUUGUCUGUACCUGCUUGUCUGUUCAAACCUGUAAAUACAGAAAGAUUUUCUAAGAACAAA
Messenger RNA from Pelmatolapia mariae (spotted tilapia), 4470 nucleotides. Its product is annotated as PHD finger protein 12-like. The transcript has 15 exons. Gene Ontology annotation, molecular function: transcription corepressor activity; protein binding. The record is from RefSeq and is a predicted model, not a curated record. NCBI's taxonomy places the organism in Eukaryota, Metazoa, Chordata, Actinopteri, Cichliformes, Cichlidae. Gene Ontology annotation, cellular component: nucleus; Sin3-type complex. Gene Ontology annotation, biological process: negative regulation of transcription by RNA polymerase II. Bases 641 to 3724 code for a protein of 1027 amino acids.